Molecule: messenger RNA, 772 nt
Organism: Aspergillus homomorphus CBS 101889
Lineage: Eukaryota; Fungi; Ascomycota; Eurotiomycetes; Eurotiales; Aspergillaceae
Exons: 1
Coding region: 155-736 (193 amino acids)
Source: RefSeq, a predicted model, not a curated record
CCCUGGUAUCACGAUUCGGAACUAGCCCUUCUAUCGUGCGCUUUCCAUUGGUCCCCAGCGAUUGUCGCAAGCGGGGAGCAACGGCAUCGUGUUCAAUGCUUUUCCCUCGAAAAGCAGGGAAGUUGGCAACCAGGAGCAAGCACCGCAGUUAGUCAUGUCGUCGUUUCGGCGGGCAAGCUCGUUCGUUGGUUCGUCGAGUCGAGUUACACUGGUUGGCAAACGAGCGGUUCCAUUGUCACCCAUUAUUUGCCAGCAGCAACUUUUCGAGGCUUGCGGCCUCGGUAGGGAGUCCGGUUUGGUAAGGCAUCGCAUCCGCCGAUCCACCAUACGGCCGCCCAUUUACUUCGUCCCUGAGGUAGAGAGACUCAUAUCAUCAUCGCAAAUCACCACCCAGUCUAUCUAUCUCCGAACUAGCGACGACGGUGAUUCAUCGGCCGACGGGGGGUGGCAAUUUUCAGGCAGAAAUAACUUUCUGGAUCGCCACGAUCAAGGACCACGGAUACUUGCGUACGGCCAAAUUUCAGUGUGGGGGGUGGAGGGGGUGGGAAGGGCAGCGUCUGAAAUAAUGGAGAUGGUGCAAAGAGCAUUGAAGGAGAAAGGAGUAGCAGGAGGAGAAGCAGAAGGGGGAAGGGAUGGCAAAGAUACAAGUAACAAUAAUAUUGAUAAUGAUCAUGAUGAUAUUUCAAUGAAAGCGAGGCUGGCUUUCACUCAAUGGAGUUUAGUAUCUGAUGUCUAAAGUGAAAUGUGCCUGAGGGGCACGUGUUAUUGGCGG